This is a messenger RNA of Clarias gariepinus (North African catfish), 1484 nucleotides long. RefSeq names its product nuclear factor of kappa light polypeptide gene enhancer in B-cells inhibitor, alpha a (gene nfkbiaa). Bases 114 to 1085 code for a protein of 323 amino acids. NCBI's taxonomy places the organism in Eukaryota, Metazoa, Chordata, Actinopteri, Siluriformes, Clariidae. Gene Ontology annotation, molecular function: protein binding. The transcript has 6 exons. The record is from RefSeq and is a predicted model, not a curated record.
CGCAUUUACACACACACGCUCAGACAGACAGAGACAGAGCGAGAGAGAGAGACUACUUAGACACAUCUCAGACAGCACACAGCACACACACGCUCAGAGACAGCGAGAACGCAAUGGAUUUUCACAAAAGCAAUACGAGGAAUAACCAAGUGGACUUUAUGGACGAAAUGGACCCGAAGAACGCAAAACACACCGACGAUCGCUUGGACAGCGGCAUGGACUCGCUAAAGGAGGACGAGUAUCAGCAGAUUGUGCAAGACUUGGAGGACCUGGAACUGGAGCGGGACAGACUGAAAAUUGUGUCCUGCCCUUCGCCCUGGAAGCACGAAGUGACCGAGGAUGGAGACACGUAUCUGCACCUCGCAAUCAUCCACGAGGCUGAGAAUGAAGCGCUCCAGAUCAUCAAGCACUGCGUCAACGACCCGUUCCUCAACAGCCAGAACCACCAGAGACAGACGGCGCUCCACUUGGCCGUUAUCACAGAGCAGCCUCACAUCAUCGAAAUGCUCCUGAAGGCCGGCUGCGACCCUCGAUUGGUCGAUCAGAACGGGAACACGGCACUCCACAUCGCCUGCAGGAAAGGCUCGCUGUCCUGUUUCGCCGUUCUGACGCAAAUCAACACACAUCACCUGCGCACCAUCCUGUCCGUCGUCAACUACAGUGGACACACGUGUCUGCACAUAGCGUCCAUCUGCAGCUUCCUGUCAUUGGUCGAGAACCUGGUGCAACUGGGUGCAGAUAUAAAUGCCAAGGAACAGUGUAGCGGUCGCACAUGUCUCCACCUCGCUGUGGAUCUCCAGAAUCUCCCUCUGGUGCAGCAGUUAAUCGCUUUGGGCGCCGACGUUAACAGCAUGACCUACGGCGGCCAUGUCCCCUAUCACCUGACAUUCGGUCGGCAAAACGCAGAAAUCCAGCAACAGCUGUUCGACAGGACGGCGUUUGAUCUGCGUCACUUUCCCGAAUCCGAGAGCGAGAGCGAGGACGAGCUCAUGUCCGACGAUGAAUGUGUGUACGAUGACAUUUAUUUUGUCGGAAAGGGAAGUGUACACUCAAAUCCCAACAGCAGGAGCUACGUUUUCCCAUGAAGCAAAGCUGAAGGCAGAUUGGUCCUCGAAAUCGCAGCCGCGGAUCACGUGAAGCGACAUGACGUGAAGCGAAGUGAAGUGAAUUGACGGCUCUAAUUCCUCUACGCACAAAAAGGACACAGAAGAAAGAAACCUAGGGCUGAAAAUGGUGCUUAGAAACCAGGGGAUUUGUGGGAAAUUUCCUUUCCCUCCUCCUCAUCCUCAUCCUCAAAAAUCCCUCCAGUGACUGUACCUGAGAUGUGUAUCAUAUUGUACAAAAAAUAAUAAGAAGAAGCAAAAAGUUAUAUUUUUAUACUUGUAAAUAUUAAUUAUGACACUAUUGUAAAUCGUGAAUUAUAUUAUUGUGUUUAUGAAGAAAAUAUGUUUGUUUUAUUAAAAAGAAAAGAACAUUCCAUUGAA